Messenger RNA from Bufo gargarizans (Asiatic toad), 1176 nucleotides. RefSeq lists its product as uncharacterized. Bases 319 to 1107 code for a protein of 262 amino acids. Lineage: Eukaryota; Metazoa; Chordata; Amphibia; Anura; Bufonidae. The record is from RefSeq and is a predicted model, not a curated record. The transcript has 5 exons. Gene Ontology annotation, biological process: generation of catalytic spliceosome for second transesterification step.
CUGUGCUGGGAGGAUGAUGUCACUGUUGAGGCUGUGAUGUCACUGUGCUGGGAGGAUGAUGUCACUGUUGAGGCUGUGACGCUCUCAGUCUGCAGGGCGCAGCAUGGAGACAACUUUCCUGUGUGAGGCCGAUACCUCUGUUCUUAGGCGGACAGGCGCCGCCCACGCCCGAGAUCUCCGCCUGGUUUAUAUUUGGCCCCGCCCCUCCGCUGCUGAUUGGUGAUGGGAGGAAGAUGUUUGUUGUAGUCAAGACAACACCUGUCCGCCCAUCUGACGUCACGUGACAAGAAUGUCAGCUGACCGGAAGUAAAGGUAAACAUGGCGAGAAACGAGGAGAAGCAGCUGGGAAGACUGAACCGCCUGUGGCUGCAGAAGGAGAAGGAAGAGGGACGCGUGAGAGAGAUCUCCGGGGAGCGGCCGCGUCUGUCAGCUCUGCACACCGCCGCCGAUGUCCGGAAAUGGAUCCCAAGCAUCAAGAAUGAGAUGGAGUAUUACCUGGAGCAAUCUCAGCUGAUUCACUAUUCAGACAGAAAGAUUGAAGAAUUCCAAGAGAAGCUCGAAGCCCUGAAGAAGGAGUAUCAGAAAUAUCUGUGGAAGUUACGCCGCUUGGAUCCGUCCUGCAAGGAGCACCCAUGGAAACCGCGAGGAUACACAAGGAAGAGGACGGCCGACGGGAAGGUGCCAUCAUGGGUGACAUCAGGUGGACGGCCCGGUGAUGCGCUGAUCUCUACCCCCAUCCUGUCUGACAGCAUCAAUACUGAGCUCAGUGACCCGGAGGAGGAUGAUGAGAGUAGCUCUUGGAUCAGAGGACGUGAAGCAGCCGUGCCGGACCUCGGCCGCGUCAAUCCUCAAGGUCAGGAUGCUCCUCUACAGUUCAGUAACGUGAGGUCUCACCCCAAGCACGUCUGGCUGCGCUCGUCCUAUAACACAGGGGACGACAGUGCCAAUAAACUUAAAGACAUUCUCCGGUCUACCCAGCCAAUGCAAAAGGAAACCAGUGCUGCAGGGAACAGCAUGGAGGACAGGACUGAGAAUCAAGCUGCUGGAUCAAAGAGCAAAGGGAUCCUGGGGUUAGACUGUUACUCGUCUUCUGAGGAGGAUGAUUGACAUAUACAUUGGUGAAGAACGGUUUCAUUAAGAAAAUCUUUGUUGAAAUAAACACGGUCGGGACGGUGA